AUGCUUGCUCGCGUCUCUGCUCUCUCUGUCUUCUCUGUCUUGGCCCUCGCUAUUGCGGGGCUGCCUGUCCUGCUCUUAGGCCCACAAGGCUCUGCUGCACGGCUUUCGACAAUCUUACGACAAUCGCAACUGGCUGCCAGGACAAUCCUCCCGCUUGCAGCGGCUCCGGCAUAUGUGUCUGUUGCGCCGCGGAGAAGCCUCAUGAGGGCCAAGGCGGCACUACGCCGUGCAGCACGAGUAAAGCCAUACGAUGUGUGCAAGCGGAGCGCCAGUUCUGUGAAUCAAAAGUACUGGAGAGCAGAGCACAUUUGGGAAUAUGAUACUGCAACAAACAUCAACAAGACACAUGGUCAGGCAUGGCCGGUCAGGAGCGAAUUCAGAGGUUUGGCCUAG
Messenger RNA from Heterobasidion irregulare TC 32-1, 393 nucleotides. RefSeq lists its product as uncharacterized. The coding region runs from base 1 to 393 and encodes 130 amino acids. The transcript is spliced from 5 exons. Lineage: Eukaryota; Fungi; Basidiomycota; Agaricomycetes; Russulales; Bondarzewiaceae. The record is from RefSeq and is a predicted model, not a curated record.